AUGGCCGAGUCUUGGCUGAAACUUCUUAGUUCCUGAAAAAAUCUUCGUAAAAAACUGCUGCAGUGCGCCGAUUCAUACGAACCAAUGAUGGUUUAAGUGUACAAAGACGUUGAGAACUGUUGUACCAUCUUCACAGUAUAGUUUAUUUAUUAUCCAUUCAGUUGAAAAGCGAAGAAAUUCCUCUUGAAAGUUGGGUUUGCUUGGCUGAGUUUUGUUGUUGAGGACAGCUCUGCCUGUGCUGUCCUGUACACAUGAGACCAGAAGCAGUGUGUACAUACAUGUGCAUGUGUUUUCCGUACAUUUAACAUUGGCAUGCCUGCCAUUGUGAAGUGACUUGAGUUGGACUAGGAGACGAGUUGUACAUUUCUGUCACCAGCUAGGCUGAGUGUCUGAAGGAGUAUAAAAGGUGUUCCUACGUGGAGACGGAUUGUUUACGUUUUGGAUUUGACAAAAACUGGCAUCGAUUUGCAUUUGCAACAAUAACAUGUCGUUCCUGAGUAACGUGAGAAAGUUCUUCAGAAUAGGAGAUGUAGAGAAGAAGAAAAAGACGUAUAAUAAUAUACGCAGAGACAGGGAUCCAUCAGAGAUCUGGGAGAUAGUCGGAGAACUUGGUGAUGGAGCGUUUGGAAAAGUUUACAAGACCAAGAAUAAGGAAGAUGGGUCAUUUGCCGCCUUGAAACAGGUUGAGAUCAAAGAUGAGGAGGAACUGGACGACUAUAUGGUUGAAAUUGACAUUCUCACCGAAUUCAAACACAAGAAUGUGGUUGGUCUCUAUGAGGCUUUCUUCUAUAAUGAGACGUUAUGGAUGUACAUAGAAUUUUGCGGGGGUGGCGCCCUCGACAGCAUAAUGAUGGAACUAGAGAAGCCGCUCACUGAACCACAGAUUAGAUGUAUCUGCCAUGAGAUGUGUGAGGCAUUAGCGUUCCUUCAUCAAUGUGGCGUCAUCCAUCGCGACUUGAAGGCUGGCAAUGUAUUACUUGCCAUGGAUGGCACGGUCAGAUUAGCUGAUUUUGGUGUUUCUGCCAAAAAUGGUGACCCAAAAGCAAAGAGGGACACAUUCAUUGGCACCCCCUUUUGGAUGGCCCCAGAAGUGAUCUCCUGUGAAACCCUGAAGGAAAAUCCUUACGAUAGCAGUGCUGAUAUCUGGUCUUUCGGUAUCACACUGAUCGAACUAGCUCAGAUGGAACCACCGAACCAUGAGAUGCACCCGAUGAGGGUGCUCAUGAAGAUACACAAGGCCGAUCCCCCCACGCUAGAUGUGCAAUCAAAAUGGUCAAAAGACUUCAACGAUUUCAUACGGAUAUGUUUAAACAAAACUCCUGAAGGCCGGCCAACUGCAAGUGAUCUUUUAAAGCAUCCGUUCAUAAAGAAUGUAACUGAUAACCGUCCAGUGAGGGAACUGAUCGGCGAAGCAAAGGCCGAGAUCACAGAGGUGUUCGAGGACAUACCAGAUGAGACAGAGGUCAAGGUCAAUGGCAUAGAUCUCGAUGCCGAGGGAUCGGAAGACUCCUAUUCUAUGGGCGACAUUUCGGAAAGUCUCGGAGAGCAUCCCGCAACAGACAGACAGGUUUCACAGAAUUCUGUAAAGUCCAUCCCAUCCAUUAAAGAGGAGGAGAUACCAGAACCAGAACCAGAGCCGAAACCGGUACCUGAACCAGAAGUGGAGGAGGAGGAUGAGCCACUUUAUGAAGUCCUUGAAGUCGGGCCAUCAACCCCCACUGGGGAAAGAAAGACUAUGGUAUUCCCAGCGGCACCAGAACCUGAAGAAGUUGAUGAACCCAUUUAUGAAGUUUUAGAGGUUGAAGAUGGGAAAAUGGAGCCUCACCUGCCAGAAAAUGAUGUGCCAAAUAAACGGGAAGAACCAGCGUCACCUUGUGGCGUGGUGGUAACUACGCCAGUUGAAGACAACGGACCGGCAAAUAUUGCUGGCGAGGUGCAUAUACUGCCUCCUGGUGACGAGAUCCUGACGCCUGGACAUGAGGAUGUCACGUCAACGAAGGAUGAUGAAAUCUUGCCAAGUAGUGAAAUAUCAGAUUCUGCCAUAUCAAUGUCCGAGUCGCCAGGACGGCAACCUCAAACUGAUGACGAACUGCCAGACGACAAAGAAGAUAUCGACAGCUCUCCGGUGGAGGAGAGAAAGGAACCCUCUGUCCCUGCGACAGACGCCAUCGACGGCAGCCUCGAUCACGAUGCAUUGGUUGAUAGUUUGAAAAAGGUAACUGAAGAUGAUGGAGACAAAACUAGCAUCAAGGAAGAAACGAUCACCAUGGGGGAUGAGGAUAAGGAGGAGGAAAAACCGGACGCACCUGUCGCAGUCGCCGUUGUGGCGCCGCCGGAACCGGACGAGGUACGAGAGGACGUGGUUGAGGAUGUCGUGACGGAGAUCGUUGACGAUGUGAUCCGAUCGGACCAGGACGUGCCGUCUGUGCCGCAGGUCGUCAUGGAGAGCUUUGAUGAGUUAGUGCAAGAAGAUAUCAAUGCACAGAAGCAAAACAAUGAGGAACCAUCCGAGCCUGUCCAAGAUACUGACCUCCUAGUCACCGAUAUCGAUACUGAGAUUACCAAGUUACAAGAUGGAGAGGAUAGAUCUGAGGAGGUCAAGGUCGUAGUGCCCUCUGUCAUUGUGACGCCAGAUCAACCGAGAGAGGAGGUUCACAAACCGAGUACACCACAGUUGGAUAGGUUAUCCAAUGAGCAGAAAUCUGACUCUGGUAGUCAAGAGACGAUAAGCAGUGCUGGUGACACAAUGAUCGUGGUUGAUGACCGACAGCCCAAGGAGCAGAACGCCGUCACCAGGAGGAAGGACAAAAAUGAACAGCAGAAAAAAGAGGUUAAAGUUAGUUUUGGGAUCGCACUCCCUCACAAAACACCUACUAUGCAAGCCAAGAGUCAGUACCGGACGUUGACCAAGACGCGGAAAUAUAUCGUCGAUGGUGUCAUUGUCACGUCCACUACGUCCAAGGUUGUGCUCGUCGGCGAGGAGAAUAGGACGAAGGAAGAAUUUGAAAACAAAAAGCAAGAUCUCCGUGAACUGAAGGUGCUACAGAAACAAGAAAACAAGGCGUAUCAAGACCUGGUGUUAAAGGCGCAGUACAUGCGCCAGCAGGAAGAGCGGCGCUAUGACUUGGAAAUGCAGGCAUUGCUGCGUAGCUUUGAAGCAGAUAUCGAGGCAUUGAAUAAACAGCAGAAACAACAAGUCGAGAAAGCCGAGAUCACGCAGGGUCUUGACUUGAAGUUGGCUUCCAAGAAAAUCAAACAGGACCAGGACCGGGAGGUGCGCAUGUUCCACGAGACGCUGAAACAGGAGCAGAAGCUUCUGAAACAAGAGGUGGACAUGAUGCCAAAGGACCAGCGGAAGGAUGUGCUACGUAGGCGGCGAGAGGAGAAGGAUAUCGAACACCAAGAGAGGGAGCGACAUUUCUUGGAACAACAACAAGAGUCGUUUGACAAGAAGAUGAAGCGACUUUCUGAUCAGCAUCGGGAAAAGAUCGCACUUCUGGAGAAACAGUUCUUGCAACAAAAACAACAAUUGCUCAGAGCUCGUGAGGCGGCCAUUUGGGAAAUGGAGGAACGCCACCAGCAUGAGAAGCAUCAGCUUGCCAAGCGCCAGUUGAAGGACAUGUUCUUCUUGAAGAGACAUCAGAUGUUGACUCGACAUGAUAAGGAACUUGCUCAGAUUAAACGAAUCAACGGCAGGAAAGAGGAAGAGCUCCUCCGACGCCAGGCGAUCGAGAAGAAACGUAUGCCCAAGAUCCAGAAGGGCGAGAUGAAGACCCGGGCACAGAUCUUCAAGCAGAGUCUUCGCAUCAGUAUGGUGAUCAACGCUGAUGAGGAGAGGGAUAAGAUUCGACAGUUUGAAGAGAAUGAGAAGAAGCGUGUGAAAGCUGAGCAGCUUCGCCAGGAGCUCAAACACAAGAAGCAGUGGGACGAACUCACAAACAAAAAUAUGACGCAACUUCGAGAGUUGGAGCAGCUUCAGGCUGAGAAGAGGAAAAUGCUCAUGGAGCAAGAAACCCAGAAAAUCCAGGAAUUGGAUGAUCAUUAUGAGAAUGAGCUGGUCGAGUGGCGAUCAAAGCUUCAGCCAAGGAAGCAGCAACUGGAGGAAGAAUUUGCGCGGCAGAGAGAAAAGCAGGAAAAAUUUUACGGCGGAACGAUACCUAACGGUGGUGCCGCAAAUCUUACGCCGAAUGAAAUGCGACGAUUGAAUUCAACCAGUGGUUCUCGAGCAUCUACCGUGCUAUGAUAACAUUAACCUUACAUUGGUGCCACUUUCAGACUAUGAAUUGGAUUCAUCUACACAAGACGUUUCAUAUGUUAUCUGUGAAAAUUUGCAAUUUUCGUGGAUUUUGACAUGUGAUUAUAAUCAGUUUGCGUGGACUCGUAGCGGGGUAUACAAUUGUAUGGUUCAAGGCUAGGGGACUAGUCUUGGAGGAACAAGGACCAGGGGUUUUGUAUGAGAUUUCAAUGAGGACUUCUGGAGCCCGAAGAAGAACCUUGAUUUCAAGGCGUACCUUGUGAUAAUGCUGAAUGCUGACAAUGGUGAAAUGUUUUUUUCAAAGUGGUGCAUUAUCACUACAAAAGUUGGAUAAAUCUUAACACAAUUCGAAAGAAAGUUAAUUGCAUGAUCAUCACCAAUGUCAUGACUUUCUCAGUUUUGUGAGAAAGUUUGCUUGAGAAAAAUAUUUCAUCGAAGGACAUUUCACAAUUGGCAGUAGCUACCUUAACAAUCAUAAAUUCUAAUAAAUCAUUCAUACAAUUUUAAUAUUAGGUAUUUAUUGAGUCUGGGGACCACUUUGAGUGCCCGGCAAACUGUCUUAACUAAUGCAUGUAAAUAGCUGAAACUAUAUAAAACACAAGUAUUGUGGAACUAAUAGUAAUAGCUUUGAUUUGUGUCCGCAAUUAUGUGGUUACAGAUUUAUGUAUCAAUUUAAUUGAUUGUAUAGAAUAUUUCAUUCUAAUUGAACCGAGUCUUGUGUACAUUUGGCGAUCAGGGUUUCUAUCAGCAGGUGUGGAGGAGAACAAUUCCCGCUACAAAUUUGGCGACUCUUGUCCCAGUGCGGGGAAAAUUUUCCUUCCCGACCUUCUGGUUGUGACAUUGUCCUCGAAGGACACCACGAAUUCAAACACCACAGCUUCUCUCUGUCUGCGUCAAGUCAUUAGCUCACCUAAGCCAGUCACCUGGUGGGAAAAAAACAUGUAUGCAUGAUUUUUUCCUAGCUGCCUUUUUUCACCAUUUGUCCAACGUGUAUAUUGCUGAUGGAAACCCUGUUCAUCUGUUAGAGUUCUUGUUCAUGUGAGAAGCACCGAUAUAUUUUGCUCCAAACGUCUGGUACAGUUCUUGUAUCAUGUUUUCUUUUGCGUCAAUCAAGGUACCGUCUUUGUAUCAAAAUAGAUCAAAAGGUGGGUUCAGUUGGUGUCUUCAUUGCUCUGUAUUCCAAUCUACUUACUCUUUAUGAUUAAAUUUCAAGGACGUGGGGGGAUUGUGGUGAUCACCACAGCUUUAUUUUGAAUGACCUCAGAAUGUUUAGAGAAGAUUUUUCGUACAGAAGGAAAAAUGAGAAUUGCAGUCUAUUUUGAGCAUAAUAAUAUAUUCACGAGAUUAUAUAAAAUUGUUCACUAUCAUUACCAGGAACUCCUUUUCUAAAGAGAAUGUAUAACUGUUCUUGGUCAGGUUAUUGUAAAGAUUAAUGCACACCACGAAACAAUUCACUUACUCAAAUUCAAGCCUUCUGACUUUUCCGUAUCAUUUGUUUGUUGAUACCUUAAGUAAGCAAUCAUUGUGUUGGUGAUUCAAUCAUCCGAGAUGUUAUCAAUAUGUCUUGAUAGUUGUCUUGUAAUUUCAUGAUCACUACCAUCAUGCAAGUGCUUUUGUGGUGUUCAGAAGAUUUAUUGCAAUUCAUUCCAAUAGAGUGGUUGUUCAGAGAGGGUGGUGACCUUAAACUGGUAAAUAGGGACAAGACCUUUGACCUUAUAGAAGAUGGCUGUGACCUUGACCCCAUUAAAUUCAUCCUUCAGUGGUAGUUAUAUUCGAGAAUUUAACUCUUGGUCAUUUGUGAUUGCCAUAGAUGUCCGCUCAAUUUACCGAGAGCAAAUUGUGAAUUGUUGACGUGUAAAUAUUUUGAAGUAUUCAGUAUUGAUGAUCCCACCUUUUAGUUGUGAUUCUGCCAUUCCUGAUUAUAUUGUCAUAGUCGUUAUGAUGAUGAUUGAAGUUAACAUACUGGUUACAGGCAACAAUAGACUGAAUGGGGUAAAGAGGACUUAUUAUGCCUCAUUCUAGCCACAAAAGAUUUCAGCAAACCAUUAUUGCCGUAACCUGUAUAUUCAGUGAUAUGUUGAUUGGUCAGUCUUACUUCAAGUAGUAUGCUGGUCACCCAAUCAAAUAUCACUCGCUAACGCUUGAUGUUUUCAAAAGAUGUUGCUCAGAGAACCAAUUUCUGAAGAAGCUUUCGUAAUGCACUAAAAAAUGUGGCUUGCUUUGAGAAGUUUAUACCGAGAUCAAAAUGACCAGAUUCAUCUUCAAGCUAUUGCUACCUGGUAUGAUAGAUUGUGUAAUUUGCUCAGAGUCAGCCUGGCUCUUGCUUCAUAACUAAGAUUACGUUUUCCUUGAUUGAAAAUCUCAAACUCUGUCAACAAUAGAAAGCUUAAUCUCAAUGCUUUAUUAGACCUUAGACUGUUGCCGUGCAUGGUUGAUUAUGUCACAUUCUGAGAUGUUUAUACCACCCCUGAUCGGGUGAAGCAUCUGAGGGUGGCUUCGGUCUCUUUUUGCGCUCUUUUCAUAUGUUUGUUCCGUGUUUCAGUACUUGUCCAUUCCCUGUCCAACCGGUGGUCGUUCUGUCCUGUCAUGAGUUGUUCACUUGCUGCAAUAUCUAAUUAAUGUAUGAUUAUGUUAGGACAUCUUUCAUGAAAAAUUAUUCCAAGCAAAAACGUGUUGUGGCACAAGCAAAAGCAAUAUACCUGAACAGCGUAGCCCUUUAGAAUCAUUUGAAACUUCAUGUGCUCCAUGGUAUCAAGAACCCUUUUGUUGAUGUGAAGUGAUGGUCCUAUUUUACUGUGUGUUGCUUGUCUGAAUGAUAGAUUUUGAAGCAAUGGAGUUUAAAGGGUGUUAUUUCUCUAUACCAAUAAGUAUUUAUAUGCAAGGAGAGAAAAACAUAAUCUGGACCUACAUGUAUGAUGUUAGGCACUUUCUUGAUGGACAAGCUCUCACUGCGUCUAUAAGUGUUCAUUGUCUUCUGUGCAUGAGCUCUGUUCAUACUUACUCUUGGUCAGCCUUUCCUUUGUCGUUCUCUCAUCCUAAAUCCACAAUGAUAGAUAUACCUUACAAUAUUGUAAUUAUGUUGUAAAAUGCAAAGCGAUAGAAUUUAAAAAUAAACGAAAAUAAUUAUAUGAAA
This is a messenger RNA of Lineus longissimus, 7388 nucleotides long. Its product is annotated as serine/threonine-protein kinase 10-like. The record is from RefSeq and is a predicted model, not a curated record. Bases 485 to 4243 code for a protein of 1252 amino acids. The transcript has 22 exons. Gene Ontology annotation, molecular function: protein serine/threonine kinase activity; hydrolase activity, hydrolyzing O-glycosyl compounds; ATP binding. Lineage: Eukaryota; Metazoa; Nemertea; Pilidiophora; Heteronemertea; Lineidae. Gene Ontology annotation, biological process: protein phosphorylation; carbohydrate metabolic process.